AUGCGUGGGGAAGGGCUGCGUCUCCAGGGAGCCGGGCAUUGGGUGCCCCGAACCUGCAGGCGGCUCCUCACCUGUCUCUGCUCUCAGAUGGAGCCCCUCGUGCGGUUUCAAACCAGAGGCCGCCUGCUGCUGCUCCCCGAGCCAGUUCCCACCGCAGACCCCCUGCACAGCCAUGUGGCACCCUGCCUGAGGCAGCUCUGCAGCCGGGGCCCACCCCCAGGUUGCGCCCCCAUCUCCGGGAGAAGCCAGGACGUGAGGAAGGGGGAGGAAAUGACGCGAACUGGCAGCGUGGACCUGGAACCAGAAACAGCCUAUGAGAAGAAGCGUGUGUCACAUGGAAUGAAUGGAGGAGCGAGCGAGUGA
Molecule: messenger RNA, 363 nt
Organism: Rangifer tarandus platyrhynchus (Svalbard reindeer)
Lineage: Eukaryota; Metazoa; Chordata; Mammalia; Artiodactyla; Cervidae
Source: the annotation of a GenBank genome assembly